Molecule: messenger RNA, 2277 nt
Organism: Rasamsonia emersonii CBS 393.64
Lineage: Eukaryota; Fungi; Ascomycota; Eurotiomycetes; Eurotiales; Trichocomaceae
Product: Lipin Smp2
Exons: 5
Coding region: 1-2277 (758 amino acids)
Biological process (GO): triglyceride biosynthetic process; fatty acid catabolic process
Cellular component (GO): nucleus
Molecular function (GO): phosphatidate phosphatase activity
Source: RefSeq, a predicted model, not a curated record
AUGCAGUACGUUCGGAGCCUGAGCGGCUCUGUGUCCAAGACAUGGAACUCCAUCAAUCCGGCUACCCUGAGCGGAGCCAUUGACGUGAUAGUCAUUGAGCAUGAAGAUGGAACGCUCGCCUGCUCUCCAUUCCAUGUCCGCUUUGGCAAGUUUUCGCUGCUCCGUCCCUACGAGAAGAAGGUCGAGUUCCGCGUCAAUGGCGUCAAGCAAGAUUUUUCCAUGAAGCUGGGCGAAGGCGGAGAAGCAUUCUUCGUCUUCGAGACCACGGAUGAUGUCCCAGCAUCACUGCAGACAUCGCCUUUGGUCUCUCCUAGUGGUAGUCCGAAGCCAUCUGCUGGCGCUGGAGCAGAUGCUUCCUCGCUUCAGGAACCCGAUGAUCUGGAUCUCGACAAAACAAAUCACACUGUUGCUAAGAAUGACUCGAAAAAUUCGUCGGGAGUUCCGAUCCGUUCACCGGAGCAGCGAGCGUCGAGUGAUCUAGGAACAAUCACGCCUCUGUCACAGUCUCCUAGUGACUCCGCGACGAACCGGUCUCGUGUCGGCUCCUUUGACGGCAAUGCCCAUCCUGGCAAGUUAGAUCGUUCCGCUUCCGAAGGAGUGCUUCCGACCACCACAAAGUCUAUGGGUAUGGCAGGAAGUAAAGAUCACAGCCCACAGGGCUCGCCGCGGAGAUCGGCAACAAGCAAAGAGGAUGUUAAUCAGAACCGCCGGUCGCUGAGCCCUCCUCCGGUCUCUCCGGAAGAGGCUGUCUCCCGUGCCAUUGCUCUCUCGAAGAAACUCUCGGGAUCGAACAUUCCAUCGCAUGUGACAGAGACCGGUGACCUCAUGCUCGACAUGACGGGCUUCAAAAGCAGCGAGGAGGACGCUCUUCGCGCCGAACUCAUCGCACGGAAGGUGCUGGCAGAAGAGUUGGAAGGCAACUAUGACAUUGGCGCGUUAAUUGGGGCAGAUGAUCAGGGCAACCUGUGGAUUUAUAGCAGUGAGGAGGCAAAGGAAGCAGCCAGGCGUCGAAAUGCACUUGGAUCCAUGAAAUCGGGUUCAUCAGGAGCCAGUGAGGAUGCUGUUUCGGACCCGGGCUACCAUAGUGAGGGUGAGAAGAAGAGCGCUCCAGCAUCGACAGUGUCGACACGGCACCACCGUGCGCAAUCGGACGUCCAAGCUGGAUUUCCGACUCCUCCUCGGACGCCAACGCAGGAUUCUUCAGCUGGAGAGCCCAACCGCAACUAUGCCAAGACACUGCGACUAACGAGCGAUCAACUCAAGUCGCUAAAUUUAAAGCCCGGUCCCAAUCCGGUGACAUUCAGUGUCAACAAAGCAACCUGCCCGGCGACCAUGUAUCUGUGGAGCUGGAAGACACCUAUUGUCAUUUCGGAUAUCGAUGGUACUAUCACGAAAUCCGACGCUCUGGGCCACGUGCUGAACAUGAUCGGGCGUGACUGGACUCAUCAAGGUGUCGCCAAGCUCUUUACGGAUAUCGUGAACAACGGAUACAACAUUAUGUAUCUUACUAGCCGCUCCACGGGUCAAGCAGACUCGACGCGGGCUUACCUUAAUGGUGUCCUGCAGGACGGUUACAGACUGCCAAAAGGACCGGUCAUUAUGAGUCCCGACCGGACCAUAGCAGCUCUCCGGCGCGAAAUUUACCUGCGGAAGCCAGAGGUGUUCAAAAUGGCAUGCCUUCGCGAUCUCCUCAGCCUCUUCCCGCCCAACCAUAACCCAUUCUAUGCCGGGUUUGGGAAUCGUUUCACCGACGCCCUGAGUUAUCGAUCUGUCAACAUUCCCUCAUCCAGGAUUUUUACUAUUAACUCCAAUGCUGAGGUAUCGUUGGACCUCCUCAGCUUAAACAAGUAUAAGAGCAGCUAUGUCUCGAUGAGGGAGUUGGUUGAUCAUUUCUUCCCUCCUGUCAGCCUCCUCGUUCAAGGAGGAGGGGAGGAGUUUACGGAUUUCACUUAUUGGCGAGAUCCACCCCCCAAUCUGGACGAAUUCUCGGUCACCGACAGCGAGGCUGAAGAUGAAGAGAAUGAUGACGAAGAAGAUGAAAGUGAUCAUAUGUAUAGCGAUGACGAGGAUAGCGAUAUUGGCGAUGAUGAAGAGCAUGGUGAUGGCCUUGCAGGCAGCUACUUCUCACGAGAUUCCAUUGACAACACCGAUAUGGUGAACUCUGUCGUCGACUCGGUCGCAGAGAGUCAACUCUCCGACGGCGAAGUGGACGUUACAGAGGAUGAAGAUGACGAAUAUGACGGCGGUCGUGUCACGUCCUCGUCCAAGCGCAGGUGA